UUUCUUCAAAUACUCUUUCUAUCAUUGUACACAAAGCACACCUAUAGUGCCCGUGUCGGGUUUGAGCCUUAUGGAACUGGUAAUCUAGACCCACCAUCGUGCACUAUGAUGGACCCACCUACGUUGCAUUAA
Trichoderma gamsii is the source of this 132-nucleotide messenger RNA. RefSeq lists its product as hypothetical. The record is from RefSeq and is a predicted model, not a curated record. The annotation marks the transcript as partial. NCBI's taxonomy places the organism in Eukaryota, Fungi, Ascomycota, Sordariomycetes, Hypocreales, Hypocreaceae. The transcript has 3 exons.